Molecule: messenger RNA, 2810 nt
Organism: Trichobilharzia regenti
Lineage: Eukaryota; Metazoa; Platyhelminthes; Trematoda; Strigeidida; Schistosomatidae
Source: the annotation of a GenBank genome assembly
GAUUUUUCAAAGCUUGUAGCUAUUUGUACGCUUUGGAUCGUCGAGUAUUAUGUUUUAUAGUAUCGAUCUAUUGUCUGCUCAUCGUGGAAGAUUUGGCGUAAUAUGGUUGGCGGCGACCAGAGUAAGAAAGCAGCUUACGAGAAGAGAGCUAAAUUCAGUUAAUAUUGUUACUGCAUGCAACGAGAUAACAAGCCAUAUUUUGGGGAAGACGAAAAUAAGACUGUCGUUGUACUUAGCAUCGCAGUUGACGUUCGGGUUAUGUGUCAUCUAUAGAGAAAAAGUUGUCUUUAUGCUGCGUAAGUUGACUGUAUAAUUCACAGUUUUUCACUUAAUUUGGUAUCUCCACGAUAUUAAGUUAUCUCUUAAAUUUCUCUCACAUAUUAGGCGAUCUUCAGGAACUGAGUCAACGGGCUUGCGUAUUAACAGUUCGCUCCAUUGAUCUGCCGACGUGGUAAAACUUACAUGUCGAUGUUCCUUUCUGUCCGUUUCAUAUGUGUUUCUUUGUUUGUAUCAUUUUUCUCUUAGUCUUUACUCACAUUAAAGUUUUUUUCUUAAAGUGACAGACGCGAGUCGCACACUAGGCGAAGACGUACCUCGGUGGCGGAGGCUCCUGAAUUACCUAUGUGGAAUAAUAACGACGACAUCAAUGAAUUCGGAAAUUUGCAGCUGCCUGACUUAGUCUGGCCUGAAAUCGAGGCUAGUUUAGAGUUUAUGGAUACACAAACACUUUAUCAGGCACGAAGAGAAGAUAUUACUUUGGUUGAGGAUCCUCUAGAUACUAUACCAUAUAAACCUCCUGAUGAUGAUUUAAUACCACUGGACUUUGCACAUCUCACUGAAUUGUUUAAACACAGUCAAAGUUCAAUCUACGGAGAUGAUUUUCCUGUGACUAGUUCUACAAGAAAACACUUAUUAUCAGAAAGUGCAACUAGUUUGGCUGAAUGUUCUACAGUGAAGCGGUCACGUCAUUUGGAUGAGUCUGAAAGGUUCACAACUCCAGCGAAUCUAGAAACCAUCGAAGAAGUUCAAUUGCCGGUUGCCACAGAGUGUCAAACGCUGCCUGAGGCUGCAGAGUUAGUGAACAUACCACAAGUUUCAGACAAUGUGGAGACUGUUACGGAAGCUAUUGUUGAGAAUGUACCUGCCGUACAAAUCACCGCAAUGCCAGUGGAUUUAGACGAAGUACAGUUGCCUCCUGUAUCAACAAGCACUGAAGUACGAAUUGAUUCGUGUUUAUUGGAAAAUGUUCAGGAGACUAGUGUUACAGUGGAACGAUUUGAAUUAAGCUCAGGUAUGUUGGGAGAAUUGAAUGAAACUCAGAUUAUACCUCAAGGCAGAGAAAGACAGCCCAGUGGUAAUAAUACGGUUGAGCAACAGCCAACUGAAGUGCAACAAGCAUUUCCACCCUUUCAUUUAAGUCCAUUACCACCACCACCUACUAAUAAAGUUAUACGGAAUAGAAGAAAAAUGAGACGAAAAUUCCCCCGAGGAUUGAUCAUUGAUGAAGCAACCACUUUAUCGUCAGCAGAAAUGAAAUAUAAUAUGGAACAUGGGGAAGAAACAAUGCGAUCACGUGGUGAGUUGCUGGCUGAACCUAGUCGACGCUGUCAAUUCAAAUAUCUUGUAUCACGUGAUGUUAAUCGUCUAUUUUCAAUGCCUGGUCGUCUGGAAGUUAUGCAAUGUUCAGCACUUGCAGAACUUUGGCGUCAGCGUCUUCAUUAUUGUGAACAGGCCGUGAAGCAAGGUCGUUUACACGAAGAAGAUAGGAUAAGUCAUAACACUGAUGAUUUGUUCCAAUUGAAUCAGCCUACCAUCAGGCCAUCUAGCCGGAUGGCGAGUAUUGCAGAAGAAAAUGAAUCAUCAGUUGAAAUUCAACGAUUAGCUAGAGAUACUUCAUCGGUACACAGAGCUGAAUCCCUUCUCAGUGGUGGUGCCGGUAAUACUUUAAUUGAUGUAACAACAACUAAUCAGCCAGCUAGUGUUCGUGAGUCAUUAGUGAACUUGAAUGAUCCUGCACAAAGUACCGCCGCUGUUGUAGCUGAAGGUGGUGAUGGUGGUGGUGGAGCUACUGAUCAAGUGACAACACGAACUCAUCCAAAGCUAAACAUCAAUGCUAUUUCACAAUCAACUCCACAACAGACGAUAGUCCAAUCAUUAUCACAUCAUUUUGAAUCAACAACAAUGUUAGGUCCUGUACUGGAGGAACGUGAAGAACAAAUACAAAUGAAUGAAAAUGAAUUAAUCCCUCCUGUGCCAGUGUCAACUGAAUUCCCACUGGAACCAGAAAUUCCUGCUGCUGCUCCCCCAGCUCCUCCUCCUUCCCAGGUUUUGCCUUCACCUCCUAAAGAAAGGGAAAAUGCUUUUGAUAAAAAAUCACAGAUUUGGGAGUAUCUUCGAGAUCGACUGGCAUCACCCGAUUGGGAAUCAGUUAGCAUUGAAGAACUCUGUCCACCAGGUGUUAGUAGCAAAAAGGAGGCUGCAUUUGUGUUUAUGAAAUUGUUAGAACUGUCCAAAAAGCGCCGAAUCACUAUGACACAAAAUGUAGCUUUUGGAGAGAUUCGUAUCAGGUUGAAGGAAUAGUCAAUUGAAGAAUAUCAUGAAAUGUUCGUUUUCUAAUCCCUUUGACGUUUAUCAUGAUUAUUAUUAUUAAUGUUAUUAUUAUGUAUGUGUUUCCAAAGGUAUUCAUCCCUUUGAUUAAGUUUUAGAGGAAUUCAGAGUUUUAUAUUAUUAUUAUUAUUAUUAUUAUUGUUAUUGCUAUUUUUAUUACUAUUAAUAUUUUUAUUCAUUAUUUUUUCACGUUCUCAUCCCUU